AUGUCUGCUGAAACACAGCGCCGAGGCUGGCCUUUGGCGAGUCAGAGCGCUGUAAUUACAGUAGAGGCUGUCACUGCAGCGCCGGGUUUAGUGGAUCAGACCGGACUGCUUGGCUGCCCCUCUGGCCUCUGUCUGGCCGGCGAGCUAAGCCUGACUGGGCAACAUGUGCCCCUCCAUCGACGCAAUAGCUGUACCUUGUCAAAACGCAUCUCAACCAAUUGCCCCUCCAUGCCCAAACAAAAAUCUCGUCCUCGGGUUUUCCUUUUAAACGCGCAUCUCCAAGCUCGCUGCCUUUGGUUUCUCCUUCAUUAUACAUCUUCUCUAUAUACCCCCUUCACCAUGGAGUUUGACACCAAGACCCGCAAAUCCGUCACCAGUGACCCCCUCUCCUUUGCCAGCGAAUCCGUUCGCAAGAGGUGGCCCGUCAUUCUGACUGGCGCUGUCGACGACAUCUACAAGAGCAUCUCCCAGACCGACGACGCUGAGAAGCAGGCCGAGGGCAAGAAGAUUGUCGAGCAGCUCGGCGCUCUCAAGUACGAGGUUGAGCACAACAAGCCCCUGACGCCCAUUGUCGACGAUGGCUUCUCCGACGAGGUCGCCGAAUACAACAAGGAGGUGGCCGCCCUCGGCAACCCUCCAACCUGGCACGACGUCCCCUGGCUGUUUUCCGAGUGCUACAUGUACCGCCGCAUAAGCACAUUCUUCUCCACCACCAAGCACUGGAAGGAGUACGAUCUCUUUUACCGCCAAAAGAUGGACACGUUCCGCACAUCGCGCAACGCAGUCCUCGAGCUCGCGGCCCGCUACAAGGAAUUCGUCACGGAGCUCGAAAAGGGCAAGGAGGCCACGCACAACCUCGAAGCCGAGAAGACGCUCUUUACCGAAAUGUUCGAGGUCUGCCUCUGGGGCAACGCCACCGACCUGUCCCUGCUCACCAACAUGACGUACGAGGACAUCCAGAAGAUGCAGGGCAGCGCCGCACGCAAGGCCGCCGAGAAGAACAUCAUCGCCAACGACCUGCCCGAGGUGUACGACUCCCUGCGCAAGGCUCGCGCCGACGGCAAGGCCGAGCGCCGCGUCGACUUUGUCCUCGACAAUGCCGGCUUCGAGCUCUGGGUCGACCUCGUCCUCGGCGGCUUCCUGCUGGCCUCGGGCCUGGCCACGCAAAUUGUGCUGCGCCCCAAGUCGAUCCCCUGGUUCGUCUCGGACGUGCUGCCCGCCGACUUCAGCGGCCUGCUCAAUGCCAUCCAGGACCCGCGCGCCUUCUUCGAGACGCCGUCCGAGGACGACAAGCUGCAGGGCAAGACGCCCGCCAAGCUGUCAGACAAGGAGGUGGCCGAUCUCGAGUUUGUCUUUAAGCACUGGACCGAGGCCCACGCCGAGGGACAGCUCGUCAUGCGUCCGGACCGCUACUGGACUACCGGCGGCAGCUUCUGGCGCCUGCCGCACCAGAGGCCCGAUCUGCUAGACGACCUCAAGCAGUCUGAGCUCGUCAUCUUCAAGGGCGAUCUCAACUACCGCAAGCUGACUGGCGAUGCUUGGUGGAGUCCUACCACACCGUACACUGAGGCUCUCGGUCCCAUGGGUCCGGCCUCGGGCGCCAACAUCAUGUCGCUGCGCACCGUCAAGGCCGAUGUGGUCGUCGGCCUGCCCGACGGCAAGGACGAGGAGCUCAAGGCCACGCCCAACGGCGGCGGCGACACGGGUGCCCGCAAAUGGGGCUGGCACGGCAAGUGGGCUGUUGUGUCCUUUUCCAAGGGACACUAA
Molecule: messenger RNA, 1767 nt
Organism: Akanthomyces muscarius
Lineage: Eukaryota; Fungi; Ascomycota; Sordariomycetes; Hypocreales; Cordycipitaceae
Exons: 5
Coding region: 1-1767 (588 amino acids)
Biological process (GO): DNA damage response
Cellular component (GO): cytoplasm; nucleus
Molecular function (GO): phosphatase activity
Source: RefSeq, a predicted model, not a curated record